UAAGCAUUGUGAUAUGUAUAUAGAGAGAAAUAUCUUAGAGGGCUUUAAAUCCUAGGACGAAGUAGAAAGAUUCAGUUUUCCCGUAAAUACGCCAAUAAACAUAUUGAUAAUGUCGGAAAACCUCUGCAUAGCAGCACAGAAUGGUCAUUUACGGGCUGUAGAAACCUUGCUUGCCAAUGGAAGCGAUCCUAAUGCACUAGGAUCGGAUGGUCUGUUUCCACUUUAUUGCGCAUCUCAACAUAACCAAUCCUCCAUUAUCCAAAUUCUUCUCAAACACAAAGCAGAAGUGAAUUUACGAACAAAAUCUGGAUUUACAUCGCUACAGACUGCAGCUGAAAAGGGUUGCGAAGACGCAGUUAAGAUUUUAUUAGAACAUGGCGCAGAUGUCAAUCUGGCAUCUACAUCUGGCAGCAUUUCACCAUUAUAUUUUGCUUGCAUGAGAGGGAAAAAUGAAGUUGUCAAAAUUCUUCUGAGACAUAAAGCAAAAGUUGAUGCCUGCACUUAUGAUGGGUGUACGCCGCUUCAUACCGCAGCUGAACAUGGAUAUGAAGAUAUACUCAAUAUUUUACUAGAGAAUGGAGCGGACGUCAACCUACGCUCAAAGUCUGGACAAAAUACAUUGCAUUAUGCGUCGGGGACAGCUGACACUAAGAUGAUAGAACUAUUGUUGUCCAAGGGAUUGUCGGUCAAUGCUGCUUCAGAAAAUGGAUGUACGCCUCUCUACUUGGCAGCACGAAAUGGAAAUGAUGAUGUUGUCUUACAUCUGAUCAAAACCGGAGCAGAUAUCAAUGCACCUACAGUUGAUGGGUGUACGCCACUUCAAGCGGCUUCCGAGAAAGGGUGUACGAAAACAGUUGAAAUUCUCUUGGAAAAUCAUGCCAAUAUUAACAAACGUCAAAAUACUGGGCGAACGGCUCUAUAUUUUGCAUGUAAAGAAGGACAUGUCGAUGUGAUUAAACUUCUGCAGCAACGUGGUGCGAUGAAUUGAUAUGUAAAAAUAAUCGCAUAUACAGUUGCGAAAUUUUUUAUUCUAAGAAAGCACAUCAUAUCUAUGUUUAUGAACUAAUACAUUUUUCCAUCAGCAGUAAAAGAAAUUACGAAAUCCAAUUUUGAAAGAAUUACAAAAGUAAUUUUUUUUUUUUAUUGAAUGACAUGUAUCAUUCCAUAUUUUAAUAGUACAGUCACCGUUUAUUCUUGAAAAUGCAAAAAAAAAAAAAAAAAUCCAGCAAGAAUAUCUGCUUCGUGUUAUAUUUGUGAAUUAUAAAAUGAAACACUACUAAUAAAUUCAAAAGUUCUUUAAUUCCAGAUGCAAUGAUAAUCUACGAAAGCCCAAAAGGCUGAUUCGAGAUUCGAAAUUCAAAUUACAAGAUUCGAAAUUCAAAAUACGAGAAUUCAAAAUCCAAACUAACCAAUCAAAAUGUAGGUCACAAUAGAUUAAAGGUUAGAGGGUACGUGUAUAUAAACUUAAAUGAGAGAAAGCUUAUUCUUCUAAUAUGUUUACCAAACAAAGAAACAUUAUUUUUUAAAACUAUAAAUCAAGUUUCCUAGAAAUAAGUUUCCUGAAACAUAAACAAAAUAUAAAAAGAAACGACAUAGAUCGUACAGAAAUAUUUAUUCAUGGUUCGAAUUUCCUCCAUUGUAUACACACAGGCGUCUGUAAAAGAUGGAAAGGGUGGGAAGAUAUUUGCAUAUUAAGUAUCUACACUUCUACCAACACCCUUCCUCUUCUGAUUUUGUUGCGGUGAUAAUUUCUCCGAAAUGUAUGGAUUCAUUUUCCAUCCCAUUCAUAUUUCGAUUUAUAUUUAACGUUUGACGCCUUUUGCAAGCUUUCUACCAGUAUAAUAGGAGUACUAUAAUUAUCAGUAUAGUAAUCGCUGAAUAUAUUCGAAUAAUAAAAAAAAAACCAAAAACCCACUUAUUUGUCAUAAUAUAAUUUUUAUGCACCACUUUUGUUUCCAUUAAAGAUUCAUAUUUGUAUUUCGCAAUUCGUGUUUUGUAACGAUAUUGUGGCUGGGUGACUGCAAGCAACUCAAGCACCUGUGAACUAAAAAUCAUAAUGUAAUUACUGGUAUUGAUUAUCGUGUGUUUAACCAGACCAGUAGCCGGCCAGCAAUUUCAAAAAGGGGGAGGGAAUGUGAAAAGUAUUUAACUGAGAAAAAACCACCCAUUUUAGUGUUUGACCACUGAAAUAUCCACAGGCACCAGACGUAUCGACACUACUACCAACCCCCAACCCCCUCCCCCAUUCAUUUUGAUUUUUUGCGGCGAUAAUUUCUCCGAAAUGUGUGGAUUUAUAUAAUCUUUUCACACUUUUUGUAAGCUUUAGAGGGUAUUCUAAUGCUUGCAAAAAGCGUGAAACGCCCAUACGGAUGGGAAUCUGACAAGGGAUCCACACAUUUCGGAGAAAUUAUCACUGAAAAAAAAUCAGAAAAGGGUGUGGGUGGGUGUUGGUAUCGAUACUUCAGGUGCCUGUGCAAAUAUCUUCCCCACCCAUUCAUUUUUUAUAGGCGCAUGUGUGUAAAUAAUGGAGGAAAUUCGAACCAAGAAUAAAUAUUUCUCUCCGAUCUAUGUUGUCUUUUUUAUAUUUGUUUAUGUUUCAGAAAGCUUAUCUACGUGCGUCAUUCCCACAGAACACUAAUUUAUCCAUGUUUUAAAGAAUAAUAUAGCUUAUCCCAUUGAUUCAUAAUGUACAAACAUGUAUAUGUACAUGUUCUGCAGAUACAUGUAAUUAUAUUCGCAGAAACCGGUAAUUUAAUUUGUCUGUAAUAUUAAUAGAAGGGUUCUACACUAUAUCGCCCCGUAAUAGAUAUUAGGAGGUGAUAUAGUAUAGACUCCUUCUAUCAUUAUAUUACAGACAAAAUUACCGGUUCCUGUGGUAUAAUAUUCAUGAAUCAGUGGGAUAAGCAUCUUCGCUAGCCAAGGGUUUUCGGAGUGGACCGAAAACAGAUAAUGAAGAUGUGGGAUAAGAUAAUUUUUAAAACUUGUAUAGAUUAGUAUUCUGUUGUAAUGACACAUGUAGUUAAGCUUCCUGGAACCUAAAAAAAAAUGUUGAAAGAUACAACAUAGAUCGGAGAAAUAUUUUUUAAUGGUUCGAAUUUCCUCCAUUGUUGUUUUUUUUUUUUUUAUAGAUAAGUACAAUUUUCUUGAUCCGUACACCCACAGCCUCGGUGAACGUCCAGGACUGGCUACGUUCUUUGUAGAUCUCAUAAUGAAAAUAGAUAAAAAAUAAAACAUUAAAAAAAAGAUAACAAAAAUGAAAUGGAUUAAGAUGCAAAUAAAAGCGUAUACAAUGAAAUUAAUAGAAGAAAAUAGGCCUACAUUAAAACAUAGUAAUAAAAGUGUUGCCUCUGAAACCACAGGCACCUGAAGUAUGGAUAUUACUACCCCCUUCCCCUUUUUCGAUAAUUCUUUUGUUGCAAUAAUUUCACUGAAAUGUAUGAAUUCCCAGUCUAUCUCAUCCCUCUUUCAAUUUAUGUAAUCAUUUCAUGCUUUUUGUAUGCUUUGGAGAUUGGCCUUCUACCGAUAUAAUAAAAGACAGGGAAUUCACACAUUUUAGAGAAAUUAUUGCCACAAUAAAAAAUUAUCCAAAAGGGGGGGAGGUAAUAUCCAUACUUCAGGUGCCUCUGCUGAAACUCUAGAGGAUGAAAUAUACUAGUACUUAACCUAUUGAUUAGUACUUAACUGAAAAAAAGCAAACUAGAAUUAAUUUUUGGAGGGGUAUCAUCGGUAUAGGCUUCAUAUACGAUUUCAAUUUAAGGUACAGUGUAUAUUAUGAGGUGUUUUUGUCAUUAUUUGACCUGGUUACCACACAAUACGGAGUUGAUUAAAUUAGUGGGAGCUGGAACAAGUUUUCUACCCCCUCCCUUCCCGCUUUCUACGGGCCUGUCUGCAUGCUAAUCAUACAACAGAACAUUUAUAGUUUUAAAAGAAAUGUUUCGUUGUUUGGUAAACAUAUUAGAAGAAUAAGCUUUCUGUCAUAUCUUAAGUUUAUAUGCAUGUACCCUCUAACCUUUAAUCUAUUGUGACCUACAUUUUGAUUGGUUAAUUUGGAUUUUGAAUUUCGAAAUUCGAAUCUCGUAUUUGAAUUUCGAAUCUCGAAUGAGCCUUCUGGGCUUUCGUAAUAAUCGGCCAUACAAUACAAUAAUCAAAACAUUAAAGAUUUAUUAAAGAAAUUAGCAACAAUUACAUUUUGUGGCUAGUGCUUCACAGUACAAUACAAACAUGAAAAUAAUUUACUCGGAAAUCUCUGAUUACUUAAACGUGCUUCGUGAAAGAUAUACCGACAUGAAGUGAUGCAGUUAAUGCCCUCAUGUACUUUAAAAGAUGAAAUUUAUUUCUGAAAGGAAUAUUGAUAUGAAUAUUGCCAAGUACGUGUACAAUGUCUAUGCUAAUCCAUCGAGGCAUGUAAAUGCAGUUCCAAUUCAGAUGUCGGCAAUGAAUUGGUGGGAAGGAGCAUGUGUCAUGUAUCAUUGAUUAUAGCAUCACUUAAAUAGAAAUAAAUAAUCAAAAUUGUA
This is a messenger RNA of Ostrea edulis (European flat oyster), 4514 nucleotides long. RefSeq names its product putative ankyrin repeat protein RF_0381. Lineage: Eukaryota; Metazoa; Mollusca; Bivalvia; Ostreida; Ostreidae. The record is from RefSeq and is a predicted model, not a curated record. The transcript has 2 exons. Gene Ontology annotation, cellular component: cytoplasm. The coding region runs from base 110 to 988 and encodes 292 amino acids. Gene Ontology annotation, molecular function: protein binding.